Quercus robur (English oak) is the source of this 396-nucleotide messenger RNA. RefSeq names its product molybdate transporter 1-like. The coding region runs from base 1 to 396 and encodes 131 amino acids. Gene Ontology annotation, molecular function: molybdate ion transmembrane transporter activity. Gene Ontology annotation, biological process: molybdate ion transport. The record is from RefSeq and is a predicted model, not a curated record. The transcript has a single exon. Lineage: Eukaryota; Viridiplantae; Streptophyta; Magnoliopsida; Fagales; Fagaceae.
AUGAAUGUGAUAGGGUGUUGGUUUGGAGCUAUGCCAAGUUGCCAUGGUGAUGGUGGGUUAGCUGGGCAGUACAAGUUUGGUGGUAGGAGUGGUGGGUGUGUGGUACUUCUUGGCACAGCUAAAUUGAUGUUGGGUUUGGUAUUAGGGACUUCUUUGGGGAAGAGUUUGGACCAAUUUCCUGUUGGGAUACCUGGAGUUUUUCUCUUGUUUGCGGGGAUUGAGCUAGCUAUGGCUUCAAGGGACAUGAAUUCCAAGGAGGAAUCUUUUGUGAUGCUUAUUUGCACAGCGGUUUCACUUGUGGGUUCAAGUGCAGCGCAGGGUUUUCUGUCUGGGAUGAUUGUGCAUGUGCUUCUUAGGCUAAGAAAUUUGAGUAAGAUCAACCCUGUUGUUCCAUAG